Molecule: messenger RNA, 1879 nt
Organism: Camellia sinensis
Lineage: Eukaryota; Viridiplantae; Streptophyta; Magnoliopsida; Ericales; Theaceae
Source: RefSeq, a predicted model, not a curated record
GUUUAGGGUUAUUGUAUGAACAAUACAUCUGACAUUGGUGCCUUGGACAUCUCACUAGAAACAUCUAUAUAAAUAGCUUGUUUUGGUUUCUUGAUGCCAAACCAUCCAAACAUUAUUACACAAAAAAAAUAGAGUUAAGUAAAGAUUUUUCUUUUUGCUUUCCGUGCAUAUGGAAUCCUCAUUAUUCUCUAUUGAAACUCUGGUUAAGAAGAUCAAAGAAGAGAUGUUCACAAACUUUGAUCUUUACUCAUUUGUUUCCAAAUCUGCUUAUGACACAGCAUGGUUAGCCAUGAUUCCAAGCACUCAACACUGUGAUCAUCCCAUGUUUAAGGGUUGCUUGGAUUGGAUACUAAACAACCAGAAAGAAGAAGGGUUUUGGGGAGAGCUCGAUAGCAAUGGUGUUCCCACUAUUGAUAGCCUUCCUGCAACUCUUGCUUGCAUGGUUGCACUGAAAAUGUGGAAUGUUGGAGAUACAAAUAUAAAGAAAGGUCAAACAUGAGUUACACCUUCCAUGGAUAGCUAGAAUGGAUCAUCUUGAUCAUAGGUUUUGGAUUGAAGCAAAUAACGCCGAUUCUCUUUGGGUUGCAAAAGCCUCCUUAUACAGGUUAUCAUGUCUUCAUAAUGACAAGCUAAUGAAACUAGCUGUGGAAAACUACAAGUUUCGACAAUCAAUCUACCAGAAUGAAUUGGAGGAAGUGAAAAGGUGGUCAAAGGAUUGGUGCCUCAGUGACAUGGGGUUUGGAAGGGAAAAAACAACUUAUUGUUACUUUGCCGUGGCGGUCAGCAAUAACUUGCCAUACGAUUCUAUUAUCCGAUUAAUUGUUGCAAAAAGUGCAAUACUUAUAACAGUUGCUGAUGACUUUUUUGACAUGAAAGGUUCUCUAAAAGAAUUGAAACACUUGACAGAGGCAGUUCAAAGGUGGGAUGGAAAUGGUUUAAGUGGCCAUGGUAAGAUUAUCUUUGAUGCUCUUGAAGACCUUGUGAGUGACAUUGGUAAUAAGCACCUCCAUCAACAAGGAAGCGACAUAACCAAAAAUCUUAAAGAUAUUUGGCGGGAAACAUUUGCCUCAUGGUUUGUGGAGGCUACAUGGAGCAACAAUGGAUACAUACCAUCCAUGUACGAAUACCUUGACAUUGGUGCAAUAUCAGUCGCCACACACACAAUAGUUUUGCCUGCUUCAUGCUUCUUAAACCCGAAAUUACCAAAUCAUAAACUCAAAUGUUCCCAAUAUGAAACCAUCACAAAAUUGCUCAUGGUUACAACACGAUUGUUGAACGACGUUCAAAGUUUUCAGAAGGAGCAACUAGAUGGGAAAACAAACCUUGUUUUGAUCCACUUCAAAGGUUAUCCACAGUCAGAGAUUGAAGAUUCAAUUGCUUAUGUUAAAGAGAUAUUGGAAGAAAAGAAGAGAGAGUUACUUGAACAUGCUUUGAUGGAUGAUAGAUUCAAUGAUUUGCCUAAACUAUGCAAGCUUCUCCACUUAUCAUGUCUAAAAGUGUUUCAGAUGUUUUUCAACUCUUCCAAUCUAUUCGACUCCAACACAGAACUACUCGAUGAUGUAAAGAAAGCAAUUUAUAUUCCUCCAGAAUAUCAAAUUAAUAAACCCCUGAAGCCUAUACUUCCAUUUCCUUCCAAAUCGGAGAAGAAGAAUUCGAAAGUCCUGGCUCGUUUUAUCGAAAACUUCAAAUAUCAACACUUCACAAGGAUUCCUUCAAGAGUUGGGUUUGAGAAAGUGGUCAUUCCACCAAAAUUCAAGUUGUGCUUUGUAUGAAUUUGUCCAGUAUUGAACUUCAGUCCUAUCUAAGUUAUUAUUACAUUAUUCAAUGGUAGGUGUAAUAAUCUUUUUAUUAAUUUAAAAUAAUUAUAUAUUUAUAUUUA